CAGUGUUAUGCAAUCAAUGGAAGCUGACACCAGUGGAAACUCUUCUCCAACCCAACCAAAAUGGAAAAAAGUAGCACAUGGAGGAAUGCAACCUGGAUUUGAUGAUAAUCACACUGACGAGUCCUUCCUUGCAGAUUUGAUUUCCAAAUCUGUAUUUGGCUGCCUUCUUCUUCCAGUUCGCCUCUGCCUUCUUAAUCUCCCUCUUCGAUAUUUUGAUUGCUGCACCGCACCACAGCUGACGUCUCCAUGGCUGUGUCUUAUCCGCUGCGAUCACGGCCAAUCCUGGCCUCCAGAAAGCAAAGACCACACCUCAUAGGUUAUUUGACAAUAAAUAGCUCAUUUACAAUGUGAGAGACAUUAAACAUAAAAUAAUAAUUUAUACCUCUAGGUAGGUAAUAUAUAUAUUUAGUAUUAUUUAAUAUAUUUAUUGAGGAGGUAUUUUUGACUAAGAUGCUGCUAUACAUACAUAGUCAGUCAGCCGAGUCAAUCUAUAAAUUUAUUAUUAUUGAUGAAUUUCCAGCAUCAUCAAAAUACCUUCCUUAAAACUAAAUGAAAAUAAAAAUGUAAGCUACACUUAUAUAAACAUAUUUACAAACAAACAGAAGUAAAUUAAACAUGCCUGAAUAAACAUAACUGAAUCAUCAUGUAUGUCUAAAUUAAAAAAAAAAAUACUUUUUUUAUAAAUAUUUGUUUUGUGAUAUUUAAUGAUAAGAUUUUAUUUUUCUUUGAUAAAAUUUAAAUAUGAAAAAAUCUUGAUAUAAUGAUAAAAUUAUUUUUAAAUUUAUGAGUGCAAAUACUAUUAGCAACUUAUAGUUAUUUUUUUGAGUUUUUAAAAUAAAAUAGAUAAAAAAUAUUUUAAGAAUUUAAAUUUUUGUUAACAUAAGUUUAUGUUUACUAAUAUAUAUAUAUAUAUAUAUUAUAGAAUAGAAUAGAAUGGAAGAAUAAAUAACAUACAAAAUUCUAAUAUUUAAAGAAAGACUUUUAAAUUUUAAUAAUGUUAAAUGUAAAAUUAUUGAUUUUAAUAUGUUUUCGUUGUUUUUCGAAUAGUCUUCGAGUUAAAAAAAAAAAGGGGAAAAAGAAAAACCUAACGAAAAGCACUUGAAAGAAACAGAGGAAGUGCUUCAAUUGGCGGGGGAGCGUAGUUGCAACGGAGCGCGGUGGUGGAAUUGACACUGGUGAGAGGUGGAUUUCAAUUCCACACCAAAUCCUCUAGAGCUCAUCUCUUGAAGGUUCCAACAAUUGGUGGCAAGAGAUAUCUUCAAAUCUUAAGACCCUCUAGUUUAGAUAUUGCGCAACAUAUCUCUUUCUAUCUCUGAUUUCAAUUGGGGUGCUUUUGUUUUUCGCUAUCGUCGACUGGGUUUUAAGGAUUUUGUCGAAUUCGUGGAUGCCAAGAUGAUGCAACCUACGAGGGUUGUUCACCAGGAGGAAGAAGAAGAGGAGGACCAAAAGUUUGUUUCCAAGAAAGACGCUCCCCUUUCCAAUUCUAGAGAUGGGAAGAACAAUGACAAGGCUAGUGCCACGCGCUCGAAGCAUUCUGUUACCGAGCAGCGGCGGAGGUGCAAGAUAAAUGAGAGAUUUCAGAUGUUGCGGGAUCUCAUACCUCAUAGUGAUCAGAAAAGAGAUACAGCAUCAUUCUUGUUGGAGGUGAUUGAGUAUGUCCAAUACUUGCAAGAAAAGGUACAGAAGUAUGAGGGAUCAUAUCAAGGGUGGAGUUCAGAGCCUACAAAGCUGACGCCAUGGCGAAAUAGCCACUGGCGCGUCCAGAGUUUUUCUGGACAUCCACAGGGAACAAAGAAUGGUUCUGGUGGUUCAGUGUUUGCUGGGAGAUUUGAUGAUAGCAACAUCAGUAGUCCUCCAGCCAUCCAUCCAAACCAACAGAAUCCCAUUGAAUCUGAUUCUGGUAGGGAUACCUCUGGGAAAACAGUGGAUGAAUUAGCAAACAAAUCUGUAGGCAUUCCCAUCCCUUUGCAAGUGAGUGUGCCCACUUCUAUCCAAGGUGCUUCUGCUCUUCUCCAUCCUGUCCCGAGACCAUUUUCUGAUGCACAAUCAACUGAAAGUCCAGUCACCACUGAUAGCUUAAAUCAACAAGAGGAUUUGAUCAUUGAAGGGGGAUCAAUCAGCAUAACAAGUGUUUACUCUGAAGGGUUACUUAAUAAUCUGACUCAAGCACUGCAGAGUGCGGGUAUUGAUCUAUCCCAAGCCACUGUCUCAGUUCAGAUUGAUCUAGGGAAGCGAGCAAAUAGAGGACUGACACCCGGUGUAUCCAUUCAUAAGGAUCCUGAGAAUACUACUCUUUCUGGUCAACCGAUGGGCCAUUUUAGGGAUGAUGUAAGGAAUGGUGAGGGUGCAGAUCAAGCGCAAAAGAGGCUAAAGAUUUCAUUUUGUGAGGGUGUAAUUGUUGAUUACCUGAAAGAUGGUCGGAAUCUGUCUACCCUCUGCUCUGCACCAACUAAAAGGAGGAAGAAGUAGAAGAAGAUUUUAUCCGCAAACUGCACAUUGGGCUUUGCUUCCGGCUGCCAUUUCUUCACCAUCCUGGAACACAACCGCAAUUGACAAUUCUUUGAGCAUAUAUAGAUAUGGCAAACGGAUGCUUGGUGGAAGGAUACAUUCUCUGUACGAACUAUAAAAAUUAAUUUUGUUGAAAAAUAAAUACUAGAAAGAGAUUUUCAUUAGUCUAAUGCGAAAAAGAUGACCAAACUUGGAACUUC
Molecule: messenger RNA, 2708 nt
Organism: Diospyros lotus (date-plum)
Lineage: Eukaryota; Viridiplantae; Streptophyta; Magnoliopsida; Ericales; Ebenaceae
Product: transcription factor BIM2
Exons: 10
Coding region: 1393-2469 (358 amino acids)
Biological process (GO): DNA-templated transcription
Molecular function (GO): DNA-binding transcription factor activity; protein dimerization activity
Source: RefSeq, a predicted model, not a curated record